UAUUCUUAAACAAACACGCGAGGCGGAAUUUGGAUUAGGGUUACUAAUGCUCGCGGAUUGAAAAAUAGGUCGGCCGUCAGCGCCUCAAGGUGGUUUCCCUCUCAUCGAUCCGCCGGCGAUGUCCGCAAAAAGUUCUAAAGAAAAAGAUGCUGCGCCUGGGGGAAGGAUGCAGGAGUUCAAGACUAAAACUAAGAAGAAGAAAAUUGGUAACGAGAUCGACGAGAUUUUCCAAGGAAAGAAGAGAAAGAGUGCUCCCGUUGAUGGUCAGGAAGCCAAUGACGGCGUAAAUAAGCUAGAUAAGGGGGCAGCGGAGAGCGGUAGCUCAAAAAUGAAGGAUCAGAAGAAGAGGAGGAAAGGAGCUCUGAAUGAAGAUUCCAAUACGCCAAGCCGCCGCCGGCGUACAUCUGACGGCCUCGCCAUUUACUCCGCGGAUGAGCUUGGUUUCGGGAAGACUGACGCCGGAGGUACCCCUCUUUGUCCCUUUGACUGUUCUUGCUGCUUCUGAUCAGUAGAAGGAAUUGCCAAGGUGGCUCCUUUCCGUCCGUUUAUUGUCCAGUUCUUACUACCCUGAAUACCAUCAUUCGAUUGUGUUGUCAUCUGUAAACGAUUGAGUUUUUUUGCAAGACAAUCGAACAUAUUGGUGAAUUUAUUCGACUCAUGCUUUAGCGUUUUA
Zingiber officinale is the source of this 673-nucleotide messenger RNA. RefSeq lists its product as uncharacterized. The record is from RefSeq and is a predicted model, not a curated record. NCBI's taxonomy places the organism in Eukaryota, Viridiplantae, Streptophyta, Magnoliopsida, Zingiberales, Zingiberaceae. The coding region runs from base 119 to 505 and encodes 128 amino acids. The transcript has a single exon.